Chrysoperla carnea is the source of this 2367-nucleotide messenger RNA. RefSeq names its product membralin. Gene Ontology annotation, biological process: positive regulation of ERAD pathway; response to endoplasmic reticulum stress. Bases 165 to 2366 code for a protein of 733 amino acids. Gene Ontology annotation, cellular component: endoplasmic reticulum. The transcript has 9 exons. Lineage: Eukaryota; Metazoa; Arthropoda; Insecta; Neuroptera; Chrysopidae. The record is from RefSeq and is a predicted model, not a curated record.
UUCUUGAAAUAACAAUCUGGUUCAAGUAAAAAUAUUUUUAUUAAAAAAUAAGUUUACAAUAAUCUAUAGAAGAAAAACAAGUAUACAAAACAAAUUACUUUUAAGAAAUGACAGAAUGAUCAGACAUUUCAUAUUAACCAAUAAGUUUGAUUAAUAAUUUGAAUAUGUCACAAGGCAAUAAUGCAGGCGGUGCAGCUGGAAUUGACGGUGCUGGAAUUGAAGGUGUUGGUGCUCCAAUAAUAAACACGAAUCGUGUACGAAAUAAUAAUAAUUUAAAUCCAAUAUCUAGUGUUAGAGAUCGUUUAUUUCAUGCGCUAUUUUUUAAAGCGGCAUUAGCGUAUGCACGAACGUUUCCAAAACCAGUUAGACGAUUAAUUGAAUUUGUAGUAUUACUCAAAGCAUUAACAGCAUUUUUUGUACUUGCGUACAUACAUAUUACGUUCUCAAGAACGCCGACGACUUGUUUGGAACAUGUGAAAAAUGACUGGCCACGAGAUGGUAUCCUUCGUGUUGAAAUAUUAAGAAAUGCUGGACAUGAUUAUAAUAUCGAACAAUCGUAUGCAAAAGAAGAGAAAUUGAAACAGGAUAAAUCAGAUGAAAUUGCUAGUUUAUUAGGAAUUUUGUCGCCAGAUGGUUUUAUUACGAUUGAACCGUCUGGUGUGGAAAUGUCAGACCAAUUAAAUCCCCUCAAAGAUGGUGAAACUAAUUCAAGUAGUGAUUUUGUGAUUAAAACUAAUUUGAGUAAUGGUUUGGAUAAAAGCAGUAAUGUUACAAAUAUACCGGGAAUGGAAUUGACUGCUUGGGAUGGCAUGUCGUUACAACCAAAUAAUGACGAUUUAAUUGAACGGGUUAUUACGGAAAAUGCUCAAGAUGUACAAAUUGAUGUAAAUCCAGUUGAACAUGAAAGCACAGUUGAUGAAAAAAAUAAUGUUACAAUUGAUGCAGAAAUGAAAGAUAAGAUAUCGAAAGGAGAUAAAAUUUCAAGAACUGUAUGGCCUGAAGAUGAAUAUAUUGUUGAAUAUUCAUUAGAAUAUGGCUUUUUGAGAUUAUCACCAGCUGCACGUCAUAGACUUGGUAUACCAGUAAAAAUUGUUACAUUGGAUCCAAAUAAAGAUCCUUGUUUUGGUGAUUCAUUUGGACGCUUUGUUCUUGAUGAGUUCUUGGGAUACGAUGAUUUACUAAUGGCUAGUAUUAAAACGCUUGCUGAACAGGAAGAUAAUAAAGGAUAUUUACGUAAUGUGGUAACUGGUGAACAUUAUCGAUUUGUCAGCAUGUGGAUGGCACGUACUUCAUAUUUGGCUGCAUUUUUCAUAAUGCUUGUUUUUACUGGUUCAAUUUCCAUGCUUUUACGGUAUUCGCAUCAUCAAAUCUUCGUAUUCAUCGUGGAUCUUUUGCAAAUGUUGGAAUUCAACGUAACCGUUUCAUUUCCUGCCGCUCCAUUGUUAACAGUUAUUUUGGCAUUAGUUGGAAUGGAGGCAAUUAUGUCAGAAUUCUUCAAUGACACUUCAACUGCGUUUUACAUUAUUCUUAUUGUGUGGAUAGCGGACCAAUAUGAUGCUAUUUGUGCACAUACACCGGUAACAAAGCGACAUUGGCUAAGAUUUUUCUACUUAUAUCAUUUCUCCUUCUAUGCAUAUCAUUAUCGUUUUAAUGGUCAAUACAGCAGCCUGGCAUUGGUGACUUCUUGGUUAUUUAUUCAGCACGCUAUGCUCUACUUUUUCCAUCAUUACGAAUUACCAUUAAUUAUUCAACAAGCUCAAUUACAACAAAUCUUACUACGUAAUCGACAUCCAUCUCCACAACAAGGUGGCGCUGCUCCAGGAAAUGGUGGUAGCGGUGAUGGUAAUAAUUCUCCAUCGAGAAAUAAUGAUGGUAGCAACAAUAUGCCAUCACCACGUAAUCAUGUUGAUGAAAACUUAAAUAAUGAAAAUAUAGCACGAUUACGUGCAAACAUCCAAUUACAUGCUCAUCCUGGUCCAGCUAAUAUUUUACCAGGAAUACCAGGAAUACUUGGUAGACCAAUAACUGCACGUAUUACACGUUUAUUGACUAUAAUGAGACCGCAAAAUUUUCGUGGUCGGAUACGAUUUCAAAAUAUUGCUGUACAAGCCCCAAAUGAGAACCAACGGGCAUCAACAACAUCGCCUCCUAGUUCGUCAUCGUCAACAACUCAGCAACAAUCGCCGUCAACAGUUACUCGUAGAGUAGCUUUUUUCACAGAUACAGUACUAGAAAAUAAUUCUAGUAAUAGUAGUAGUAAUAGUAAUAAUAGUGAUAAUAGUAGUAAUGCCAAUAUUAGAUCAUCAAAUAAUUUACCGAAUUCUAGUGUGCAAGAAACGAACAAUGAUAAUCUUGUAAGUCAAUAAA